AUGCGCCUGCUACUGGAGGCCGGUGCCAACCCCAACGUCACCGAUACGAAGAGCGGAGCGACGCCGCUGAUGAUGGCGGUGAGUAAGGGCGAGGAGGCGAUGGUGCAGAUGCUGCUCUCACACGGCACCGACGCCAAUGCCGCGGACUGGCAAGCACAUACCUCCCUGCACCACGCGGCUUGCGUUGGCCGGCUGGACAUUGUGCGCCUGCUACUAGAGGCCGGUGCAGAUCCAAACGUCGACGAUGCGGAGAGUGGAGUGACGCCGCUGAUGUGGGCGGUGAGUAAGGGCGAGGAGACGGUGGUGCAGAUGCUGCUCUCACACGGCGCUGACGCCAAUGCCGCGGACUGGCAAGCACAUACCUCCCUGCACCACGCGGCUUGCUUUGACCGGCUGGACAUCGUGCGCCUGCUACUAGAGGCUGGUGCAGAUCCAAAUGCCGCCGAGACGGAGACCAGACGCACAUCGCUGAUGAUGGCGGUGAAGGAGGGCGAUGAGGCGAUGGUGCGGAUGCUGCUCUCACACGGCGCCGACUCCAACGCCGCGAACUCGUACGGAUUGACCUCCUUGCACGUCGCGGUCGUCUCUGGCUGGCUCGACAUCAUGCGCAUGCUACUCGAGGCCGGCACAGACCCCAACGCCGCCGUGACGGAAAAAUUUGAGAGUUUCACCGCGUUACACUUGUCCUGUGAUCUACUUCAUACCGAGAUGAUUACUCACCUCUUGAAACACGGAGCUGACCCGAACCUCGUCGAUUGUCACAAGAGGACGCCGCUCGCUAUAAUAGGCCGCCAGCCGGAGGCGAGAAGCCCCAUGAUGAGCGAGCAAGCAGCACAAGUGGCGUCAGUGGUACAAGCAGCGUCAGCUCUCCUACAGACGUGCGAGUCCGCCGGCGUACUUCUACAGGUUAACACACGCGACAGCGAGGGCAACACCCCGCUGCACAUCUUCUGUAGGAUGAUGCGCGCAUGCAAAGGCGAUGUUUACGCACGACAGAGGGAGGGGUGCAUGCAGAUUGUGCACGCGCUGCUGUUCAACCACGGCGCACACGUCGACGUGGUGAACGCACGGGGAAAGACGCCGUACGAACUCUGCCGCCGGAUUAACCCGACGCGUUUCCGCGGCAACGUGGAGUCGAGCGACGAGAUACAUGGCAGAAUGAGCGCGCAGUAUCAAUCGCUGAAGUGCCACUGCGCGCGCGUUAUCGUCAGACACAGCGUUGCAUACGAGAACAGGCUGCCUUUGAGUCUCAUAGAAUUUGUCAGGACACACGCUAGACCAACAUAGGCGACACUAAGCGUGUUAACCGAGGAAGCCCAUGUAGGAUCGGAGAUGCGAUAACCCAGAAGAUAUUAUCAAUACUUGGUAGAUCUAUGUUCUAAUUGUUGCGCGUGUUGGCAGACGUGUUUCAUUGCAAUGUAAAAUCGAGUAUAUGUAGUAACACUAUUCAGUUUAUAUAGAAAUGUGUAGAUUAUCG
Priapulus caudatus is the source of this 1477-nucleotide messenger RNA. Its product is annotated as putative ankyrin repeat protein RF_0381. The record is from RefSeq and is a predicted model, not a curated record. NCBI's taxonomy places the organism in Eukaryota, Metazoa, Priapulida, Priapulimorpha, Priapulimorphida, Priapulidae. The transcript is spliced from 2 exons. Gene Ontology annotation, molecular function: protein binding. Bases 1 to 1287 code for a protein of 428 amino acids.